AUGCUUGUCCAAACUGCUCUUGUCGCAUUGAGUGCGACUCUGGCUGCCGCUGUCAAGCCUCUCACCGUCAAGGGCAAUGCCUUCGUCACCGAGGGCGGCGAAAAGUUCCAGAUCGUUGGUGUCGACUACCAGAUUGGCGGCAGCGCCGGCUACGACCCUUCUCACGGUCGCGACCCCCUCAGCGAUGGUGACAUUUGCCUGCGCGAUGCUGCCCUUCUCCAGCGCCUGGGCGCCAACGCCAUCCGCGUCUACAACCUGGACCCCAACUUGAACCAUGAUGCUUGCGCUUCCGUCUUUAACGCAGCUGGCAUGUAUAUGAUUCUCGACGUUAACUCUCCCCUCGUCGGCGAGAGUAUCACGAGUUUCGAGCCCUGGACCAGCUACUACGCUGCCUACCUCAACCGCACCUUCGCCAUCGUCGAGGCUUUCAAAAGCUACCCCAACACCCUCGCCUUCUUCUCCGGCAAUGAGGUCAUGAAUAACGUUCAGACGGCCGAGUUCGUUCCCCAGUACCUCCGCGCCGUCACUCGCGACUUGAAGAACUACAUCGCCAAGCACUCCGACCGCGCAAUCCCCGUCGGUUACUCCGCUGCUGACGUGCGCGAGAUCCUCGUCGACUCCUGGAACUACCUGCAGUGUGCUGAGAACGGAGACGCCAAGGACCCCAGCCGCAUCGAUCUUUUCGGCCUCAACUCCUAUUCGUGGUGCGGUGAUUCCAGCUUCAAGACCUCCACCUACGACCAGCUCGUCUCUAGUCUGAAGGACACCUCUGUGCCCGUCUUCUUCUCCGAGUUUGGCUGCAACCAGGUCACCCCUCGCCCCUUCACCGAGAUUGGCUCCAUCUAUGGCUCCGACAUGAACUCCGUCUUCUCCGGAGGUCUCGUCUACGAGUACAGCCAGGAGGACAACAACUAUGGUCUCGUCAAGGUCAAUGACGAUAAGUCCGUCAAGCUGCUCAUUGACUACCAGAACCUUGCCACGCAGUACAAGAAGGUCGACUUCAAGACCCUGCAGGCCACUAAGGCUCCUUCCUCCUCUCCGGACCCUCCCAAGUGCGCCUCGUCCCUGAUCAAGGAGAAAGGAUUUAACAACAACUUCACCCUGCCGGACGUUCCCCCUGGUGGCCAGGACCUCAUCGACAACGGUAUCAAGAACAAGCCCUCUGGCAAGAUCAUCUCCAUCUCCGACUGGACCGUCAAGCACAAGGUCUACGAUGUUGAUGGAAAGACGGAGAUCACUGGCCUCGCCGUCUCUCCCCUUGCCGACUCCGACUCCAACACUCCCGGCACUAACACUGGCGGUACCACUAUUCCUGCUGCCACCGGCACCUCCACCCCUACCGGCACUUCCACCCCUUCGUCGAGCACCACCCCCAAUGCCGGCAUCGCAGUGCGCCCCGAGGUUGCCGCUCUUGCUGCACCUCUGCUUGCUCUUUUGUUCUUGUAA
This is a messenger RNA of Colletotrichum paranaense, 1446 nucleotides long. RefSeq names its product glycolipid anchored surface protein. The transcript has 2 exons. The record is from RefSeq and is a predicted model, not a curated record. Gene Ontology annotation, biological process: fungal-type cell wall (1->3)-beta-D-glucan biosynthetic process; fungal-type cell wall organization. Gene Ontology annotation, molecular function: 1,3-beta-glucanosyltransferase activity. Gene Ontology annotation, cellular component: plasma membrane. NCBI's taxonomy places the organism in Eukaryota, Fungi, Ascomycota, Sordariomycetes, Glomerellales, Glomerellaceae. Bases 1 to 1446 code for a protein of 481 amino acids.